Messenger RNA from Candidula unifasciata, 672 nucleotides. Lineage: Eukaryota; Metazoa; Mollusca; Gastropoda; Stylommatophora; Geomitridae. The record is from the annotation of a GenBank genome assembly.
AUGCCGAUAGUAUUUCCUCAUCUAUUUUCAGGUGGCAGAAAACCUUGGCGGAGAAUUCUGUUAUUUGGUCCUCCGGGCACAGGAAAAUCUCGCCUGGCCCAUGCUGUAUCAACAGAAGUCAGAGCCACAUUUUACUCUGUGUCCAGCACUGAUCUAAUAUCCAGCUGGGUAGGAGAGAUCGCAACUGAAACACUUACAAAUGUGCAGGUAAUAUUUAUUGACGAGAUCGACAGCCUGUGUCGACAUCGCAGUUCUCAAGAAGAUGAAGGCACCAGACGCAUGAAAACUGAACUGCUCAUACAAAUGGAUGGAGCUGAGAGGAAAAAUCAAGAGAAAAUAUUCCUUCUCUGUGCUACUAACUGUCCUUGGGAUCUAGACACUGCAUUUCUCAGGCGCUUUCAGAAGAGAAUUUAUAUUAAAUUACCAGACCACAAUUCUAGAAUAGAACUUAUGAAACUGCACUGCCAUGGUAGCAAGGUAGACAUGUCACAGUCCGACUGGGAACAACUAGCAUCUCAGACUGAUGGCUUCUCAGGGAGUGACCUCUCAACUUUGACCACUGGCGCCCUAAACCAUUUCACCAUAACCAAUCAAGCAAUGACGACUAGGGCCUGCCUCCACGUUAAUAGCAGCCCGCUAGUCCAGGAAAUGGUGAAACAGUUUAUCUGUUGA